AUGGGAUGUGGUAGUUCCACAAAUGCCUACUACUUCCUGCGGAAAUCGGAAAAAGCCUUCAAGGCCGCUGUCCUGAUCCAAAGAUGGUAUCGACGCUAUGUUGCCCGGCUAGAGAUGCGCCGAAGGUGCACAUGGAGAAUUUUCCAAUCCAUAGAGUACUCCUGUGAGCAGGAUCAGAUCAAGCUUCACAACUUCUUCAGCUACCUUAUGGACCACUUCACACCAAGCAGCAGCAAAGAGAGGGACUUCAUUAGCCGCAUGUUGACGGAGGAAGAAAGCUACAAAGACACAGAGCUGGAAAAACUCUGCGACUAUGAAUCUGUAGAGGUGCCAGAUUCCUACACUGGACCCCAUCUCUCCUUCCCACUGCUGCCUGAUCAUGCAACUGCCUUACUAGAAGCUUUCAAACAGAAACAUCAGCUCCAUGCUCAUUAUGUCUUAAAACUCCUGCACGAGACCAGGAGACAUCUCAUGCAGCUGCCAAACAUCAAUCAUGUCUCCACCUGCUACAGCGAGGAGAUCACCGUCUGCGGAGACUUGCAUGGCCGGCUGGAUGACUUGUUUCUGAUAUUUUACAAGAACGGCCUUCCCUCCCCGGAGAAGUCCUAUGUGUUCAACGGGGAUUUUGUAGACCGAGGCAAACAGUCCGUUGAGAUCUUGAUCAUUCUCUUUGCCUUUCUCUUGGUGUACCCGAAGGAGGUUCAUCUGAACCGCGGAAACCACGAGGACCACAUGGUCAACUUACGCUAUGGUUUCACCAAGGAGGUCAUGCAAAAAUACAAGGUGCAUGGGAAGAAAAUUCUGAAGAUGCUCCAGAAUGUCUUUUGCUGGCUGCCACUGGCCACCUUAAUCGAUCAGAAAGUCUUGAUUCUACACGGCGGGGUGUCUGACAUGACUGACCUGGAGUUGCUGGCCAAAAUCCAAAGGCACAAGUUUGUUUCCGUGUUAAGGGGCAAAAAGAGAAAAGAGAAGAGUAGACACGUGGACUCCAAAGCGAUAAACGGUGAGAGCCCUGUGGGUGUCGAUCCUCCGAGGAGCAGUUCGUUCCCUGGCUCAUGCCUCCCGCCUGGGCUAGCUAGCACUGCUAGCACGGCCAGCAGGACGGAGCUCUCCCAAUGGGUCUGGCAGACGGUCCAAGAGGAGCUGGAGAAGUGCCGCAGGCAGGUGGGGUUCUGUGAGACUCCGGGAGACAAGGAGCUCACCUCCGCCAGCUCUGUCACCAUGACCGAGUCAGAGCUGGAGUCCUGUGAAACAAGCGAGUCGAGCCAAGAAGAGUGGAAGCAGAUUGUAGAUAUAUUGUGGAGUGACCCUAUGCCUCAGGAGGGCUGUAAAAUGAAUACGGUGCGAGGAGGCGGCUGCUACUUUGGGCCGGAUGUGACAGAGAAGAUUCUCCAGAAGCACAGUCUGCAGUUCCUGAUCCGCUCUCAUGAGUGCAAGCAGGAAGGCUAUGAGUUCUGCCACAAUCGAAAGGUACUGACCAUAUUUUCUGCUUCAAACUAUUAUGAGAUUGGCAGUAACAGAGGAGCCUAUGUGAAACUGGGGCCGGAUCUGAUCCCUCAUUUUGUGCAGUAUCAAGCUAACAAGACAGCCCAUACGUUAACUAUGAGACAAAGGAUCAGCAGAGUGGAGGAGUCAGCCUUCCGCGCGCUCAGGGAGAAGCUCUUUGCUCACACAUCGGACCUCAUCUGUGCAUUUAAGGGCUACGACCAGGAUGAAACCGGAACCAUCACACUGAGUGACUGGGCAACUGCGGUGGAGUCAGUCUUGCAUUUAGGGCUGCCCUGGCGGAUGCUGAGGCCACAGCUGGUGCGCAGCACUGCAGGGGGCCUGCUGGAGUACAAAUCCUGGCUGGAUGACUUAGCUGUGGAACAACGGAGCAAAGAGCACAUACAGUCAAGCUUGCUAGAAACCAUUUAUCGAAACAGAUCCAACCUAGAGACCAUCUUCAGGAUCAUAGAUAGCGAUCAUUCAGGGCUCAUUUCAUUUGAGGAAUUCCACCAGACCUGGAAGCUAUUCAGCUCCCACAUGAACAUUGAGCUCACAGAUGACGGCAUCCGUGACCUGGCCCGCAGCAUAGAUUUCAACAAGGAUGGAAACAUAGACUUCAACGAGUUCCUUGAGGCCUUCCGCCUCAUUGAACACACUCACUGUGAUGAUAAAGCAGCAGAGAUGGCUGGUAGUGGCUGCCCCAAUAGCUAA
Messenger RNA from Terrapene triunguis (Three-toed box turtle), 2199 nucleotides. RefSeq names its product protein phosphatase with EF-hand domain 2 (gene PPEF2). Lineage: Eukaryota; Metazoa; Chordata; Testudines; Emydidae. The coding region runs from base 1 to 2199 and encodes 732 amino acids. The record is from RefSeq and is a predicted model, not a curated record. The transcript has 16 exons. Gene Ontology annotation, molecular function: calcium ion binding; manganese ion binding; Hsp90 protein binding. Gene Ontology annotation, cellular component: cytosol; nucleus. Gene Ontology annotation, biological process: negative regulation of MAPK cascade; detection of stimulus involved in sensory perception.